AAAAAGGUUCAGUAGUUAAUGAACCACUGAGCAGUGAGCAGGUACGAGUGUUCGAUAAACAAGAACCUGCACCGCACCGGCUACUACCUGUUUUUUGCUGAGUUCGCGUGGCGGUAACAGUGUUUUUCAACUUUCAAGGACAUCUCAUUCAUCAAAAUACACGAACAUAAAAAUAUCAUUUACUAAAACUAUUAACUAAUAACCAGAAUAUUUUACUGCAGUAUAACUAGUUUAUUAGAAGUAAAAAUAACUAUAAACAGUUUUCUAUUACAAUUUAUUGGGUGUAAUAUAAAGCGAAUCAUCAUUUAUAAGGAAUUUAAUCAAAGAGUGCUCAGAAAUUCCGUUUUAACCAAAUGUGAAUAGAAUGUGAAUAUCAUGAAAUAUAACUCCUGCUGAAGUUAAUCUCUUGAUUGCGCUUGAGUGAUUCAUGCAAUAAGCAUACAAUAAAACAGUUCUAUAUUUAACGUCAUCUAGACUAGACUAGUGUAGCCGUAAGUUUAUUAUCACAAUGAGUAAAUGUGAUCUGUAUCUGGAGAACUAUCAAACCCAUUAUACUGGUGGACAAACAAUAAUCGGACAUGUUUUGGUCACGUUUACCAGUGACAAAGAAGUUCAUGGAAUAGUAGUACGUAUCAAAGGGGAGGCUACUACGCAUUGGACGGAAACAGAAUCGCAUUACAAUUCAACAACAAAGCGCAAUGAAAGCCGGACGGUUUCUUAUAAUGGGUCGCAUGUCUUUAUCAAUCAUGAGAUAGACCUACUACAGAAUGGUGGUUCAUCAAGGUUUAUCCGUGAAGGAGUCCAUAAGUAUCCAUUCAUUUAUACUCUGCCCGCGGACUUGCCUUCAACAUUUAAAGAACAUCUGGGUAAAAUUCAAUACAAAAUUAAAGCAGUGGUCAAGCGGCCAAUGCUUAAAUUUAACUAUGAAGCAGAGUCACCUUUCAUGGUAGUUACACCUGUAGACCUCAACAGAAAUCCAAGUUUACGUGAUCCAGCAACGAGAAAUAAAGAAAAAAACACUUAUUUCUUCUGUUGUAACAGAGGUAGUAUCAAAGUCCAAGCCAACAUUCCCAAAACAGGGCUUUCAAUAGGAGAAAGAUUACCACUGCAUAUUUCGGUUGAGAAUCUGUCACAAUCUAACAUUGAAUGUAUUAAAUGUAAAAUCAAAAAGGAUGUGGAAUUUCAUGUCACAAGUCCCCAUCAUAGAACAAGACAUGAUAAAGAUACAAUCUACAGCGAAAAUUACAGUGGCGUAGGUGCCCAUGGCGAAAACACUUAUAACGAGACAAUUGAGAUUAACAAUGCGGCGAUUAUAACUAACUUUGUAAAUUGCGAUGUAAUUAAAGUUAGUUACAUGUUAGAGAUAACUUUUGUAUUAUCUGGCUUACACACAAAUAUAGAGCUCGGUAUGCCUUUAUCUUUAGGCCAUAUACCUAUAGGUGUGAGGAAUACAACAAUGGCGGCACCUCCGGCUUAUAAUAUGGUGAACACUGCGACUGCUCCACCUGUAACACCACCUACGUAUGGUUUUGUUGCACCACCGGAUGCUAUGCCAAUGCCAGUGCCUAUGCCUAUGGCAAUGCCUGUUCCACCACCUUAUAAUGACGCGGCUAGUGGGUUUAACUUUGGAGGUUAUCCGACUGCACCAAUGGCGCCGUCAGCGCCAGAUUUUACUACUGCGCCAGCUAAGUCAAAGGAUGACUGGGAGGUUUUAGAUGAUCCGACAAAUUUGCCAACGUAUGACCAGGCUAUGGCUUAUCCUACAAAGACAUAAUUUUGUAUUGUUUUUAUAUUAUAUUAUGACAAUUACUAUAAAUAUAUGAAUAUUAUAGAGGUUUA
Messenger RNA from Dalotia coriaria, 1839 nucleotides. RefSeq names its product arrestin domain-containing protein 2-like. The transcript is spliced from 7 exons. Lineage: Eukaryota; Metazoa; Arthropoda; Insecta; Coleoptera; Staphylinidae. Gene Ontology annotation, biological process: protein transport. Bases 509 to 1774 code for a protein of 421 amino acids. The record is from RefSeq and is a predicted model, not a curated record. Gene Ontology annotation, cellular component: cytoplasm.